AUGGUAACUCACAGCAAGUUUGACUCCGCGAUGAGCAGCAGCUACUUGGACUCCUCCAACAUGCGGCUGCCUCAGCGUUACAAGACUUUCACCUCUAAGACGCAGUACCAGAUGGUCCUGAGCACGCUUCACAAGCUGCAGGAGAGCGGCUUCUACUGGGGCGCCAUCAGCGGGAAGGAGGCCAACGCCAUGCUGGCGACCGAGGCCACCGGGACAUUCCUCAUCAGGGACAGCUCGGACAACCGGCACCUGUUUGCCCUCAGUGUCAAGACUGCAUCGGGCACCAAAAACCUGCGUAUCCAAUGUGACUCUGCUUCUUUUUACCUGCAAACAGACCCUAAGAACAUUCAGUCUGUUCCUCACUUUGACUGUGUCCUCAAGCUGGUGCAUUACUACAUGUCUCAGAGCAAAGGGAACACCCGCAGCGGGGGUAUCUACUACAUUUACUCCGGAGGCGAGAAGAUCCCUCUGGAGCUCAUCAAACCUCUCUCCUGUAGCUUAUCCACCCUGCAGCACCUGUGCAGGAAAACAGUGAAUGGACAUUUGGACAUUUCCUCCAGAAGAGACCAACUUCCUCAUCCUCUAAAGGAGUUCCUCCAGGAGUAUGAUGCUCCCAUCUAGAGGUGUUGGACUGAUGCUCUUGAAAGGGGCAAAGACUUGUCAGUGCAGCUAAGGAGGAAAAGAGAUGUGCCCGAGUGGCAACAAUGAAGCCGAGCGAACAGUCAGAGCGCUGGGAUUAAUGAUUUAUCUUGUGAACAGGAGAUUUUUUUUUUUUUUUAAAGAGUUCUGACAAGAUGUGUGUGGUUCUCAUUGUAAAGCAGGCAUAUGUGUCUUUACUAUCCAAAGAAAAGUAGCUGGAUUUGGAUUCUAAGAAAGAGAACAAAGCAGCAAUCUGGUGACAGAAAAGAGAGAGAACCCUCUUCUCAUGACGUGCAUCUUACUGAAAACAGAAGUGAGGCUCACACUCAGCUGUCUGCAGUCUGAUGACACACAGGUUCCCACUGCUGCUGCUGCAUACACACACACACACACACACACACACACACACAUGCACACAUCAGCCUCAGAAAACCACCCAUCCAUUAAAGCAUGGACUGGCUUUUACAAUCAGGCUAGCAUUUUUUUUUUUUUUUGCUGACAUUUUAGACGUGUCUCUUAAAAUGUCUCUGACCAAGUGUGAGCUGGAAACUCAGAGACAGUGGAAACUUAGAGUACAGAUGAGUGGACACUGAUGGUUGUCUGGAUGGAAAAAAAGGCUUCUUCUUUUUUUUUUUUUAAAUCUGAAUUUUAAGGACCAUGAUAUAUGGAAAGAAGUUUUUUUUUUUUUUUUCAAUGUGUCAUUCAUAAAGAAGGGUUUCUUGCCAAACUUUCCUGAAAUAGACAACAGAUUGUUGGAGCACCAACAUGACUGAAUCCUACAGGAUCUUACUUGAGAGUACAGUACCAUUGUUAGUGAGGAAAGAUGUUCCAAAAACAAACAAAAAGACAUGGUCCUCUCUAGAGGACAGGAUUGCCAUUUUCUUGCGAAUGAAUGUAUCGAAUAUGAUAUCUGUCUUUUCUAAACAAAGAGAAGAAUCCAAAUGUGUCUUAUUUUCAUGGGUUUACAUGAGUGAAAUGAAGUGGAAUCUGUUUUUUGUGCUGUCUUUUAUAAAGAUGUACUUUUAACCAGCCAAAUCCUCUGGCUGUGGAUGCUUGAAGAUAUUUUUGAGAUGGUUUGACAAAACAAGCGGACUGAUACGACUUUGCACUUAUUUAUAUUGGUAGGGACAUUUCAUUAAUUUAUAAUAAAGAGCAGUAUUUUUCUAUGAAA
This is a messenger RNA of Labrus mixtus (cuckoo wrasse), 1810 nucleotides long. It is a transcript of the gene socs3a, whose product is annotated as suppressor of cytokine signaling 3a. Gene Ontology annotation, cellular component: phosphatidylinositol 3-kinase complex. Gene Ontology annotation, biological process: phosphatidylinositol phosphate biosynthetic process; intracellular signal transduction. The transcript has a single exon. The record is from RefSeq and is a predicted model, not a curated record. Bases 1 to 621 code for a protein of 206 amino acids. Gene Ontology annotation, molecular function: 1-phosphatidylinositol-3-kinase regulator activity. Lineage: Eukaryota; Metazoa; Chordata; Actinopteri; Labriformes; Labridae.